GUCUCAUGAAAUUCACAAAAAUCUUCAAACUUUUGCUCACAAUUAUUGUGCGUUUGUUAAUUCAAAAAAUGUUAGGUAUUGUCACGGGAGCACUGCAACACAAAGACACCAAGAAAUGCGUGAACUUUGGUGAGAUGAGUAAUCCUCCAUAUGGAACUUGCAGUACCCACAGAGGGGCUUUUAUAUGGUGCAUUGAUCAUUUAAUGAAACUGGACACUUCUAACUGUGCUACGGUGUCCUUGGAAACAAACGGAAGGAUAAAAGAGUCUGGCUGGUGUGUUCAUAUGUAUCAAGAACGCGAUGUCUUUAAGUCUCCCUGUGGUACAUGGCCACGCGAUCCACACUUUGAAAACGUUAUCACAUUUUCCGUACAGCCUAACGGGGAGAUUCUCAUUAACAACGUUGGAUACUGUCUAACUAUACAAACAGGCAACAAGUUAAGAGCUCUGAGCAAUUCAAACGCGGCAUGCCGGGAAAGCAGAAGCCGUUUUCGUGUAGUUGGUUAGUAUGAUACAAGAGACUAAUGUUUGUGGUGGUUGUUUGUGUUGUUGUUGUUUGUACUUGCCGUUACUGUCAGCUUUAUAACUGUUGUCGCUGUUGCUGUUCUCCGUUGUAAUAAACAAUGAAUCUUGCCAUGGUCUUGUACGAGU
Messenger RNA from Orbicella faveolata, 650 nucleotides. RefSeq lists its product as uncharacterized. NCBI's taxonomy places the organism in Eukaryota, Metazoa, Cnidaria, Anthozoa, Scleractinia, Merulinidae. The record is from RefSeq and is a predicted model, not a curated record.